ACUGGGUCCCUGCAGGAAGACGACUCGGAGGAAGAUGACCAGGCUGCAGGUAGAUGACUGACCCUGGCGGCCCGGCAUGCAUGCUGUGAGAAGACAAUGAGUGAGAACUGGAGGUCAUAAAACAGCUCGUCGGAUAAUGCGGAGCACGCAAGUAGCUCGGCGUGUAUGUACAUAAUUGUAUUUUGCCACUGAACGACCUUGUUGCUCGGAGUCAUACUAUUCAUUUACUGCAUUGCUGAGUUCGAAAAAAAUCUUUCGUCCACACCUGAACGUCCUCCUGAGCUACCUGGAGGCGACAAGAAAUCCCUGCUGGCGUGCCAGUGCUCAAGUGAUAAUCUGUUCGUUGUCGCCUGCUCUUCCGGGCCUCGUAUGAUCGUGUGCUUUGGCCGUGGAUUCACACCCUUGAAUUUCUUAGAGUCAUGACGGGCACUGCGAGCUCGGCGAAGUCGAUGGGAUACCAGCAGUUUGAGGGUAUGGGUGAUGAGCGAGAGCUCUGGGAAGAGACUACGGACGGUGAGCAUCGCAACCGGAAGCCCUGGUGGAAGGCGAACUUCUUCGUCAAGGAGCCUUUGCUGUUUGGCACAUGGGAUGGCGUCUUCACCACCUGUAUGUUGAAUAUUUUCGGAGUGAUCGUGUUUCUGCGAGUAGGUUGGAUGGUUGGUUACGCUGGUGUUGGAUUGGCCUCGCUCAUCAUUUUCCUGUCGCUGUUCGUCGGCUUUGCCGUCACGAUCAGCGUGAUCGGGUUGGUCCGUCAGCUGCCCAUGGAGGGAGCGCGCUGCGACAUCUUCCACGUGGUCGCUUACGUGCUCGGUCGGCGCACCGGCGGUGUCGUGGGUCUGCUGUUCGUCUUCGGACAGGCGGUGGCUGUGGCUAUGUACUCCAUCGGCCUCGGCGAGGCAAUGGCGGACGUGUUUAACCUGGAGGGCACGUGGCCAGUGCGCGGCAUCGCCCUGGGAACCACCACGCUGCUGCUGCUCAUCGUGCUGGCCGGCGUGCAGUGGGUCAUAAAAUUACAACUCCUGCUGCUUAUGAUCCUGGCGUUAGCGGUGCUCGACUUCAUCAUCGGCUCGUUCACUCAUGUCAACCUGGCUGCCGGCUUUGUCGGUUACAGCAGCGGGCUCAUGAGCAACAACACGCCGCCGUCGUUUGGGAACAUAGACGACGGAAAGGACGCGUCGGAGGACUUCUUCACCGUCUUUGCUGUCUUCUUUCCGACGAUUGUGGGUGUCGCCAGCGGCAUCAACAUGGCAAGGGAUAUUCGGCGGCCGGAGCGCAGCGUUCCGAUCGGUACGUUCGCCGCCCUGGUUGUGUCAGGCGUUCUCUACCUGCUGUUCGCUCUGAUCCUGGCGGCCACGUGCCAGCGGGACAGCCUGCGCGACGACCCGCUGAUGGCGUAUCGCGUCUCCCUUGUCGGCUGGCUCUUCCUGUUCGGCCUGUACGUGUCCUCUCUGUCGGCGUGCCUCGGCGCAAUCUAUGCGGCGCCGCGCGUCUUCCAGUCGAUCGCCAGCGAGAAGAUCAUACCGUUGCUGAGCGUCAUGUCGCAGGGCAGCGGGCCCAACAACGAGCCCGUGCUGGCAACGAUCACGGUCGCGCUCGUCUCCUACAUCUUCAUCUUCAUUGGCCAUCUGAACACGCUGGCCGUCAUCGUCAACAUGCCGUUUCUGCUGACGUACGGCGCGCUCGAUUACGCGUACUUCUCUCAGGCCAUGAGCAGGCCGCCGGAUUUCUCCUCGCAGCUGUACGACGGACCGCUCGGUGCAGACAGUAGCAAUGGUGCUGCUGCUUCCAAGCAGGCGGCGACGAACGGCGCGGACGACGCUGGUCAUGACGAGAACACUGCAGCGUCAGAGUCGGCCAAGAUCCAGAUGUCUGUGCACGCCGACCCGAAGGGAGCGGCCUCGGCGACCAAAGCGCACGCGUACGGCGCGGUGCGGCGACACCUGGAAGAGGAGGUUCUUGGUACACUAGAGCCGUCUGUUCAACAAGAGAGGACGAGGAAGCGACGGCGCUUUGAUGCACUGCGUCGCAUGCGUAUGCCGUCGCAGUUAACCAAAGUCAAGCAAUGCCUAGCCGUAUCCCCUGAACGUCAGGAGCGCUGGGCAGAUGCCACUGUGGCUGGCCUGAACAAGAUAACGAACAAGUACGUGGCACUUGUCGGCUUCAUCUCUUCCCUGUUUAUCAUGUUCUUGAUGCAAUGGGCAUUUGCACUGGGCACCGUUACAAUCUCCCUUCUCCUGUAUAUCUACAUCGGGCACGUCAACCCAGGACUGCCCCCGGGACACGCGGAUUUCAGUUUCCGUGGAUGGAUCAUGUCCAUGGUGAAGCCGGGCCAAUACCGUCCCAUGGACGGAGAGCGUGUUCUCGUGCCAGAUGUUGACAAGAUCGAGUUUGACAUUCAUCAGCAGACUCAGAGCGGCCGGGACUUUGCCCACCGCCAGCCCUGGCACCGUAGCGUGGCGAAGGACAACGAAGCAGCCAACAACCUCAUGUACGGUAGCUCCAGCGGUAGCAUCAUUGCCGCCACUGCCGGCAGCCAGCCCUUCGGUACGUCUGCUGGUGCUGCUCCGUAUUCGGCGUAUGACCGCGACGUGUUUGCCAUCGUGCAGGAGGACGGCAACGGCGAUGGUGACCAGCUCACAGCGGCCGCCAGUGGCAGUACAAUCGGCUCAUCGUCACCAGCUGCCGCUACGUCACCUGGCAAGCAAGGAGGAGACGCCACCGGCGUUCCAAACGUUCACUACCAGAUGGCAUCAAACCUGUCGUCACCUGUUGAUGGCGAGAGUGGCAAUAACGGCGACGAUGACAUGCAAGACUCGGACCAUGCUUCCGGAAGUGCUACUUUUUAAGUGGCCUGUGCCAUUCCAACUGUUCAGUGUUCAGUGUGCUGCUGACCAGGUCAUCACGAGGAUGUUGUCAAAGGACGUAAUCGGGGGUGCGGAUAUCCUGGUGUUGCAUGUCAAAGUGCGUCUUGCUGCUUCCCCGCUCUGUCUGUGUGUGUGCACGUGUGUGUGUGUUUGUCUGUCUGUCUGUCUGUGCAUGCACCUGAUCUGACUUCAGUCCUCCUGUUCUCGCUUCUCUCUCUCUUUCUCUUUGAACUUUGAAGCCUAGCGGAGCCAUCGGCUCCUUUCGACUUCACUUGCACCCGUGUUCCGUGUUGUCAUAUAUAACCUAGUUUCCCUCUCGAUAUGGAAUACCCCCCCCCCCCGAACAGUGUCUCCGUUAUUUUAUUUUUCCUAGCAAGUAGAAAUCCAUUUCUGCGAUAUCAGUAGCCAAUAGCGCCUGGACAGUGCCUACUCAGCGCGCGUCGAAACCUUUGAUUGAUUAAAUACGCCGGCUAGUACUUAUUUAACAGCCCCCAUCACCCCACCGGCCCACACCCUCCCUCAUGUUUGGACCGUAUUCGUGUGUUUGAACGAUCGCCUUUGUUGCUCAUCGACCGGUCGCCGCCUCGCGUAGUAACACAUCAUUGGCUUUAGUUUCCUCUAUGGCUGUUUCCUCCAUGGCUGUUUCCUCCAUGGCUGUUUCCUCCAUGGCUUUGGUGGCCUACGCUACUUGGUUACCGCUGCGUGUGAACGAACGCAAGUCGCGAACGGCUGGUGGCAAGAUGGUGAUUGUAGAUGCGGGGCAGUGGCAAAUUGACGGUGUGGGGUAGCUGGCUACUCCAGUCGUGUGCAGCAUUCCAACCAGCAGCAGCAGCAUCAUCAUCGCCUCCUCAGUGUACCGUGGUUUGAGAGCCAUACGACGGCGACCAUCACUGCUCCCACAGAAUGCUACUCUGAUGCAGUGUACUGCCACGGCCACUAUAGCACAGGUCUGGAGUUGUAAAUUUACAACACUGGAGUUUGUAAUUUACAGGAGUUGUAAACUUACAACCCCAUGGUAAUGAUUGCAGAAUAAUUAUGUACGUGACCAUGUUACCAUGGUGCCGGCUUAUGUGUAUCAUAAUAAUUAAUUAUUUUCAUGGCAGGGUGUACCACUAGUGCACUAGUGGCACUACGUAGCUACAUCUGCUCAGUUAGGGUUACUACCUUUCUUACUACAGUUCGAGUAUUCACUGUACACCGGUAUUUUCAAUAGAAGCAUUUUGUCGGACAUAAGAAUGCAUGCACUGUGCUGCGCAUGUGGUGCAUUGGUGUGUACGGUACAUGCACUUCCAAGUACGACAAACAAGUGCGGUGCUGCAAUGCCACUGCCGUCAGACUUCGCUUAUCCGGUCCUCUUUUAUCCGGAUCCCUCGCCAUCCGGAAGAAAAUCGUUGGUUACCGAUUUACAGAAUAUGCCAU
Messenger RNA from Sycon ciliatum, 4283 nucleotides. Its product is annotated as solute carrier family 12 member 8-like. Gene Ontology annotation, biological process: chloride transmembrane transport; cell volume homeostasis; chloride ion homeostasis. Gene Ontology annotation, molecular function: potassium:chloride symporter activity. The record is from RefSeq and is a predicted model, not a curated record. Bases 420 to 2846 code for a protein of 808 amino acids. Lineage: Eukaryota; Metazoa; Porifera; Calcarea; Leucosolenida; Sycettidae. Gene Ontology annotation, cellular component: membrane. The transcript has 5 exons.